Messenger RNA from Lactuca saligna, 1446 nucleotides. Lineage: Eukaryota; Viridiplantae; Streptophyta; Magnoliopsida; Asterales; Asteraceae. The record is from the annotation of a GenBank genome assembly.
AAGAAGAAGAAAAAAAAAAAAACCUUCGUUUCAUUUAUUAGAUCGUGGAGUAAAACUCGGUGGAGAAUGGAGGUGCAAACUCGGAAACACAAUUCCUUCGAAAUUUGGAAGUUGAAAACCCGCCAAAGUGAACUUUAAGCAUCUCAACGACUCAACCCUUGAACCCUAGUUUUCGCAGAAAAAAUUAAUUCUAAACAUUCUUGAAUGGAGAGGGGAAUGAUAUCAGUCGAUCGUUGGGCUGAAGGCAGUCAGAUUUAUUUCUUAACUCAUCUUCACGCCGAUCAUACCGCUGGCUUGUCGUCUCGUUGGAAGAAAGGUCCACUAUUCUGUUCUUCCAUCACUGCUAAGCUUUUCUCUCCCAAAUUCCCCGGUUUCGACUUCUCAUUGCUUCGAGUUCUCGAAAUUGGACAAUGGUACUCGUUAUCUUUGGUUUCAUUGUGGUCUGGCUUGGAAACUAGGGUUGAAGUUAUAGCCAUUGAUGCCAAUCAUUGCCCCGGUGCAGUUAUGUAUCUAUUCCGUGGUGAUUUUGGGAACAUGCUUUACACUGGUGAUUUUCGUUGGGAAGUAUCAAGUAAAUUUACAGAGAUGGGAAAGAACAUGCUUCUUAGUGCUCUCAACAAUCAUAAAGUGGAUACCCUUUACAUAGAUAACACCUACUGCAACCCAUCAUAUUCAUUUCCAUCUCGGGAAAUUGCUGCUCAACAGGUGGUGAAUAUCAUCAACUCUUAUCCUGAGCAUGACAUCAUCAUUGGCAUAGACUCAUUAGGGAAAGAGGAUUUAUUACUCUACAUCUCAAACACACUGAAAGUAAAGAUUUGGGUGUGGCCAGAGAGAUUACAGACAAUGCAUAUUCUAGGAUUACAUGACAACUUCACAACCAAAACCACUUUAACAAGAAUACGAGCUGUCCCUCGUUACAGUUUUACCAUUGAAACCCUACAAGGACUGAAUACCAUGCGCCCCACCAUUGGCAUCAUGCCAUCUGGCCUUCCAUGGGCACUAAACAAAAACAAAUCUUCUUGUGGUCUUUCCUCUAUGAAGACAGUAGAGUCAAUGGGAUCACUCUUUCUUGAUUUGGAUACAGGAAACAGAUAUAGAAAUAAAACUGAAAAACAGCAUGAUUACAUCUACACAGUUGCGUAUUCUGAUCACUCAUGCUUCACAGAGAUAGUGGAUUUUGUUAAGUUCAUAUGCCCAACUCACAUGAAAGGUAUUGUGUCUUCAUCAUCUUCUUAUGUUGAUCCUUGUUACCAUCUUCGCCACAUCUAUGGAACAUCAAGUUUAUAUGGAAAAUAUAUGGCUGAGGAAGAUAGGGAAAGAGGUAAAGGCAAAUGUAACUCUGAUGAAAAGUUAAAGAGAAAAAGGAUCAAACAGUAUCAUUCAAGCUUGUAUAAAAGUAGGGUCAGUUUGUUAAGAAGGUUUAAAUGUGGUGUGAAGUUAGAUUAG